This is a messenger RNA of Melampsora larici-populina 98AG31, 321 nucleotides long. RefSeq lists its product as uncharacterized. The coding region runs from base 1 to 321 and encodes 106 amino acids. The transcript is spliced from 3 exons. Gene Ontology annotation, cellular component: membrane. Lineage: Eukaryota; Fungi; Basidiomycota; Pucciniomycetes; Pucciniales; Melampsoraceae. The record is from RefSeq and is a predicted model, not a curated record.
AUGACAGGUUCAGCGCACCCUGCUUAUUCAUUAGCAGCUUUAUGUGCAGUAGGAGGUACGAUGGGGUUUAUUAAAACAAGAUCUAUACCAUCUUUGAUCGGAGGAAUUUUGAUCGGUUCGAUUUAUGGAAUAAGUGGUCAUAGAAUCCAAUCUGGUCAACGUUAUGGUCAUGAAAUUGCUACGGCUGCUUCUGUGAUCCUUUUGGCUUCUAGUGUGGGUAGGUUUAGAAAAGCUACGGUUCCUAAGAUUCUUACUGGUACUGGUUUACUUGGCACUGGUUAUUAUGGUAAACAAGUUAAUGAUUAUGGAUUCGGUUCAUGA